AAUCGGUUAGCCUCUCUCUCCUCUGACUCUGACUCCUUCCUCCCUUGCCCAUCAUCGUUCGUUCCCCUCCCCUCCUCGAUUCCCCGUCUCCUCCGCGUGAGCUCGCCGGAGCACCGCCGGCCGAUCCCCCCCACCCCCGCCACGCGAGCAGCGCCGCUCGCGCGGCCUGCUGCCCCCGCCUCACCCUCGCCGGUGAACGGCGCAUGCCCCCCCGACGUUAGGUGUCGCGCCUGGAGACGCGGAGAUGGAUCCGAUGGAUAUCGUGGGGAAGUCCAAGGAGGACGUCUCCCUCCCCAAAUCAACAAUGUUUAAGAUUAUAAAGGAGAUGUUGCCCCCUGAUGUUCGAGUGGCAAGAGAUGCACAAGAUCUUCUUGUGGAAUGCUGUGUAGUCUGGUGGACCAUUGUGACGUUAUUAUCUGAGUUCAUCAACCUCCUAUCUUCUGAAUCCAAUGAAGUUUGCAGCCGAGAGGACAAGAAAACUAUUGCUCCUGAGCAUGUUCUUAGAGCUCUGCAGGAUCUUGGCUUUAGGGAGUACAUUGAAGAGGUUCAAGCGGCCUACGAACACCAUAAGCAUGAUACCCUGGAUUCUCCAAAAGCAAGCAAAUUCACUGGUGUGGAGAUGACAGAGGAACAAGCUGUAGCUGAGCAACAGAGGAUGUUUGCUGAGGCCCGAGCAAGGAUGAACAAUGGUGCCGCCAAACCGAAGGAGCCAGAACCUGAAGCGCAGCAACAAACACAACAGCCACCACAGCCUCAGCUGCACCCUCAACCACAGCAACCCCUGCAGCCUCAACUUCAGCUCCAUCCUCAACCACAACAACAGCCCUCACAGCUACAUCCUCAACAGCUGCUGCAUCCUCAAUCGCAGCAAACUCCGCAGCCUCAACCUCAGGUCCACCCUCAACCACAGCAGCCUCCACAGCUGCAACCGCAACCUCAGCUUCUCCAGCAACCGCAGCUGCCCCAACAGCUGCAGCCGCAAUCUCAGCUCCCCCCACAACCGCAGCAGCCCCCACAGCUGCAGCUGCAAUCUCAGCUCCACCCACAACCGCAGCAGCCCCCACAGCUGCAGCCGCAACCUCAGCUCCAUCAGCAACCGCAGCCGCAGGCAGAGCUGCAAUCACAGUCACAACCACAAACAGAACAUGGCUUGGACAGUUCAUGAUUCAGAUUCCAUGUUGUGUAGCCUCAGUAUAAGGAAAAGUUGGUGUACUUCCGCUGGCAUUUACUAGGACUCUGUGUGCCCCUUGAUAGUUUUAGGUUUCCAUGCUUCAUGUACAAUGUAAAUCCAGUGUGAUUUCAGUUACCAUGUUGCUAAUAAUCUGAAGCUCUCUCUAGUCACUGAUGUUAUUACUUUUCCAAACACCCUUUCUCUGACUCUAUGACUGUAGUAGUAUCAUGGCAUGUAUGAUGCCUUGUCAAAAGGGACUCCAUUAGCAGUGUAACUUGACUUUUGCCGAUGGCGAUGGUGAUUUCAGUGACUUGUUAAUUGCAAGGUGCCAUUUGUCUCA
Messenger RNA from Oryza sativa Japonica Group (Japanese rice), 1511 nucleotides. The record is from RefSeq and is a predicted model, not a curated record. Lineage: Eukaryota; Viridiplantae; Streptophyta; Magnoliopsida; Poales; Poaceae.